Messenger RNA from Paramecium sonneborni, 750 nucleotides. Lineage: Eukaryota; Ciliophora; Oligohymenophorea; Peniculida; Parameciidae. The record is from the annotation of a GenBank genome assembly.
AUUUAUUUAAUGAGUUCACCAAAAAAGUAAUCAAGUUAAAGAGAUGAUCCCAUUUCAUGUAUAAUUGAGCCUUCAAAAAUACUGGGAGGUCUUUAUUUAGGCAACAUGGAAGCUGCAAGUAUUUGAUAAAUAAAUUUAGGCGAUCCAUAUACUCUAUCUUAAUAUUAAAUCAAGGCUAUUUUAACAGUUUGUCCUUAAAGCAUCCCUUCAUCAACAAAAAUAAAGUUAAGCUUCUAUCAUCAAUGUAUGGCUGAUGAUGAAGACCAUUAUCAAAUAAGCAAACACUUUGAUGAAUCAUAUAGAUUUAUUGAAUCAUCACGAAGAUCUACAAAUGUUUUAGUUCAUUGUUAGAUGGGAAUCUCAAGAAGUGCAGUCAUUGUUUUAGCUUAUCUAAUAAAAAAAGACUUGAUUGGAGCUAGAGAAGCACUUGAAUAUGUUGAAAAGAGAAGACCUAUAAUUUUCCCAAAUAAUGGUUUUUUGAGACAAUUAGGAGCAUUUGAACGAUAGGUGUUCAAUGAUUUAAUAAAUGAAUCAAAUUGCAAUAGAAGAAUUGCUAGUCCUAAACAAAUUGAGAGAGAUUAUAAAUAAAGACAAUAUGAUGAUGAAAUUGAAAUAAAGAUGUUACGAUUAAGAGAAUCAAAUAAACAACAAUAAAUCAAUUAUAAUUUCUAAUACGAUAUACCUAAAUAGAAUUUGUAUAGAAAGCAAGAGAAUACUUUAUUUUCCAAUUUAUACUAUAAACACUAUUGA